UCGGCGAUGGGAGGCUGCGACCAAUCAGAAGACUCCCAGGGAGGAGCGGGCGGAGUUAUGUAGAUGAGCAAGGAGGAGGAGGAGAAGUGGCCAAUGGGAAUAGCCGAAAGGAAGGGCUGGGCGUGGCUAAGAAGAACGGGGAAGAGUGAGUGAGGGGCCCUAUUUCGAAGCGUCAGGUUCCAUGGCAGCCGGUUACCCGUAUGGACAGGGUUUUCCUGGAUCACCAGGACAAGCCCCGGGGGCUCCACAAGGGGGUUAUCAUGGAGUCCAGUAUGGAGGUGGGGGGCCUCCUGGGGGGCCUUAUGGUGGCUCGGCCCCCGGAGCUCCCUAUGGGUCACCAGCUGGUGGGGGACCUUAUGGCCAACCUCCCUCUGGCCCUCCUGGCGGCAUGUAUGGAGGAGGCACAGCCCCAGGAGGACCCUACGGACAGCCCUCUGCAAACCCAUACGGCGCCCCUCAACCUGGACCAUAUGGGGCAGGAGGUCCUGGAGGGAACGCACCCCCUGGUGUGGACCCCGAAGCCUUCGCUUGGUUCCAGAGCGUGGACACAGACCACAGCGGUUACAUCUCAGCCAAAGAGCUCCGGCAGGCCCUUGUCAACUCCAACUGGUCCGCUUUCAACGAGGAAACUUGCUUGAUGAUGAUGAAUAUGUUUGAUAAAACCAAGUCUGGGCGCAUAGAUCUCUAUGGCUUUUCGGCCCUAUGGCGCUUCAUCCAGCAAUGGCGGAAUCUUUUCCAGCAGUAUGACCGCGACCGGUCUGGAUGCAUUAAUUACAAUGAGUUGCAUCAAGCUCUGUCCCAAAUGGGGUACAACCUGAGCCCCCAGUUUUCCCAGCUGCUCAUCUCCCGUUAUUCUCCAAAGGCCAACAACCCCGGCAUCCAGCUGGACCGCUUCAUCCAGAUCUGCACACUGCUCCAGUCAAUGACCGAAGCUUUCCGGGAGAAGGAUACCAGCAUGACAGGCAGCGCUCGGCUCAACUAUGAGGACUUCCUCAUGAUGUCAGCCACUCGCAUACUGUGAGGUCUUCCUUUCUGGGAGAACAAGAGCAAGCGAUGUUGGUCCUGAUGGAGACUUUGCAAGAAAAUAGCCAGAAGAAAGAGCCACUGAAGAGAAACCUUAGAGGACAUCUGUACUAUGAAGGAAAAUGAUUUUAUGAAUGGUGGAUACCUUGAGAUGGGUUCUUUGUAUGAUUGAUUCCAAAAAAUCCAUUCGCUGUUCAAGGGCAGGCAACAAAUACUAAGCCAACUGAUGAAUGUCAUGGCCUUGGACAAUAACCAUCACAACUCUUUCCAUUCAGGAGUUUCUUCCAUUGCCUCUCAGUAAGAAGUAUCUCCAUCCUACAUUUUAGGGUUAUGCUUUAGCUUUGGGGAUGGUUGCCAUAUAAUUGGAAGACGCUUCUUGCUCCUGAGUUUUCCAGCUUCAGUUUGCCAUGAGUCAUGAGUCUGGACAUCCAUUCCAAGUUCAGCUCCCUCUUCUUUGCCAUUCGAUGAGAAGAACAUGAGCCAAGACCUUUUGCCAAUGGCUACUUUAGCUGCUUUUUCUUUCCAAUUGUCAACAUUUUGCUUGUGAGUUUUGUAGGGGCCAAAGUCUUGAGUGCUGAUGUGCCAGUAUCAACACACACACCUAGGUAAAAUGCUUCAAUAAAGGACCCAAAGAACUGAGAAUUGUUUUUUUCCUCUUUGUUAUGUAUGUGAUAACACAUAUACUGGGUUAUAAUGUCAUUUCCUAAUUGGUUCUAUCAUUAAAAACAUGGAAAAGUUUAUUAAACAUCCUGCAGUACAGGA
Molecule: messenger RNA, 1785 nt
Organism: Anolis sagrei ordinatus
Lineage: Eukaryota; Metazoa; Chordata; Lepidosauria; Squamata; Anolidae
Gene: PEF1
Product: penta-EF-hand domain containing 1
Biological process (GO): COPII vesicle coat assembly
Molecular function (GO): calcium ion binding
Source: RefSeq, a predicted model, not a curated record